This is a messenger RNA of Penicillium taxi, 615 nucleotides long. RefSeq names its product SRPBCC domain-containing protein. NCBI's taxonomy places the organism in Eukaryota, Fungi, Ascomycota, Eurotiomycetes, Eurotiales, Aspergillaceae. The record is from RefSeq and is a predicted model, not a curated record. The transcript has a single exon. Bases 1 to 615 code for a protein of 204 amino acids.
AUGGCUUUAUCCGACUCCCAAAAUUCAACUCGCUCUACCCCCAACAUCCCAACCACAAAGGCAACCCUCCACAUCGGCAGCUCAACAUUCAUCGCAGCCCCAUCCCACCGCGUCUGGGCCACAUUAACAGAUACAUCAACCUGGCCAAACUGGAACUCAUUUGUCCCGCGCGUGACAAUCCGCUCCCAGCCCAAAACCAGCACCGAGGAAACAGAAGGCAACUCGCUCUCACCCAUCCUCCAACCAGGAACAAAAGUGACUUUCCACGUCCGCAUGGAUCCAACAUCUACAAAAGCCCAAGCCGCACGGGACGUCCACCUCGUCGUGACAGAAUGUGUCAAGCCAUCCGUCGUGAACAACACAGUCGGAACGAUCGUGUGGAUAUCUGAUUUCGAGGUUCCCGGCGCCAUGGGCCCGUCACUGCUUACAGCUGAACGGGUCCAUGAACUUACCGAUGCGAUUAGUGAGGGUGUUAGUGGGACUGAGGUGAGGAAUUGGGAGGCACAGGUCGGGUGGUUGGUUUAUAUUGUUAAGGCGCUUUUUGGGACGAAGCUGCAGGUGAACUUUGAGCAUUGGGUCAAUGAUUUGAAGGGGUUUGUUGAGGCUGGGAAUUAA